AUAUAGCUAUUCUGCUUGUCAUUCCUCUGCUUUGUAUUUAGAUUCAAAUCUUUAUUAUAUAAUUUUUUAAAUUGUGGUCAGCUUAUAAAAAUCUUUUUGUCAUAAAAGAUAUAUCUGUUAUACUACUCUAAUUAUUUUCGAAAUAUAUAUAUUAAAGUCAUGAAAAAAGCGGAAAAAAAAACAGAAGAAAUGUCCGAAGAGGACAAGAGACUCGAAGAGGAAUUGCAUAUGUUAGUUGAAAGACUCUUAGAGAAAGAUGCUUCUCUUUAUGGUCCAGCUCUAGAAACAUUGCGUAAAUUAAUCAGAACAUCUACAACAUCUAUGACUAGUGUUCCUUUACCUCUAAAAUUUUUACGAUCAUAUUACUCUCGAUUAAAAGAACGUUGUGAUACAAUUGAAACUGAUGUAAAAACCAAAGCUCUAUUAUGCUCUAUUGUAUCCAUAUUAGCUAUGGGCCAAGAUAAAAGUUUAAAAGAUACUCUUCGGUACUGUUUAAGAGCUGGAGAAGUUGAUGUCGGAGACUGGGGACAUGAAUAUGUUAGGCAGCUUGAAACUGAGAUAGCAGAGGAAUGGAGCAAUGACCAAGUAAAUAAGAUUCAGUUGCUCUCGCUUAUUAAAAGCAUUGUAGCAUUUGAUAUGAAACACAAUGCUGAAAUACAGGCUUGUGAUUUACUUAUGGAAAUUGAUAGGUUGGAUUUGUUGCAAGUUGAUAAAUCAAAUUAUCUUAAAGUCUGUCUUUAUUUAAUAAACUGUUCUAUUUAUGUAGUUGAGCCAGAAAGAACUAACAUAUAUAAUGAAGUUAUGAAACACUAUUUGAAAUUUGAAGAAUAUCCUAGAGCAUUGUGUUUAGCUAUGUCAAUAAAUGAUACUGAUACCAUGUCUAAAAUUUUUGUUGCUUGUCAAGAUCCAGUUGUGAGAAAACAACUAGCAUACAUGUUAGGUCGUCAAUAUGUAGGCUUGGAGUUAGAUGAUGAACCUAGAGAUAAAGCAGAUCUUACAAAUAUUAUGUCAAAUUCUCACAUUAAUGAACAUUUCAAUAGCUUGGCUAGAGAAUUAGAUAUUUUGGAACCUAAAACUCCAGAUGAUGUGUAUAAGACAUGGUUAGAAGGUUUAGUGUUACGUCCAUCAUACAAUUUAGAUGUUCCUGUUGAUUCUGCACGUCAUAACCUUGCAUCGACUUUUGUGAAUGCAUUUGUAAAUGCUGGUUUUUCACGAGAUAAAUUAGUCUCGGUUGAAGAUGGUAACAAAUGGAUGUAUAAAAAUAAACAGCAUGGAAUGUUAAGUGCUGCUGCAUCACUUGGUUUGAUUCAUUUGUGGGAUGUACAUGGAGGCUUAACUCCUAUUGACAAAUAUUUAUACACAUCUGAAGAGUAUAUCAAAGCUGGAGCAUUGCUUGCUUUGGGAAUUGUUAAUGUUGGUGUUCGUAAUGAAUGUGAUCCUGCUUAUUCACUGCUAUCAGAUUAUGUAUUACAUGAAAGUGUUUUGCUACGAAUUGGUGCAGUUCUAGGUUUGGGUCUUGCAUAUGCUGGUACUAGACGUCAAGAUGUUAUAACAUUAUUACUGCCCGUUAUGUCUAACAGUAAAUCUACUCCAGAAGUAGUUGCUUUAGCUGCUCUUUCUUGUGGAAUGAUAAGUGUUGGCGCAGCCAACCAAGAAGUGAUUUCAGUUAUUCUUCAAACUCUUGCAGACCUACCUUCUACAGAACUUCAAGAUGGACAUUACUCACGGUUUUUACCCCUUGCUCUGGGAUUAUGUUAUUUAGGCCUGAAAGAUAAAGCCGAUGCUCUUGAUGGAGAUCUUAAUAUUUUAGCUGAUCCAUUCAAAUCUAUGGCAAAAAUGACUGUAAAAAUGUGUGCUUGUGCUGGAUCUGGAGAUGUUCUAAAAAUUCAAGAACUAUUACAUAUCUGUAGUGAACAUUAUACUCCAGCUCCUAAAGAGGAAAAUUCAAAAAAACAAAAUGACAAAAAAGAAAAAGAAAAAGAUAAUGAAAAAAAAGAAUCAACAUCAGCUGAAAAGGAGAAAGAUAAAGAAAAAAAUAAAGAAACUGCCAGUAAAGAUCUUUCAUCAAUGCAAGCUGUAGCAGCUUUGGCGGUGGCUGUAGUAGCUAUGGGAGAAGAUACUGGAGCAGAAAUGUGUACAAGAAUAUUUGGACAAUUGGGGAGAUAUGGCGAACCACCUGUGAGACGAGCAGUUCCUUUAGCUAUUGCAUUACUUUCAAUUUCCAACCCUCAAAUGAAUAUUAUUGAUGUCCUUAAUAAAUAUUCUCAUGAUCUAGAUGAAGAAGUUGCACAUAAUGCUAUUUUUUCAAUGGGUCUUGUUGGAGCUGGCACUAACAAUGCCAGGUUAGCUACCAUGUUGCGUCAAUUAGCUCAAUAUCAUGCCAAAAACACUGGUCAUUUAUUCAUGGUUCGUAUUGCUCAAGGUUUGACUCAUAUGGGUAAAGGAACUUUAUCCUUGUCCCCAUUUCACACUGAUAGACAAGUGAUGAAUCCAGUAGCUGUUUCUGGACUUCUCAUAACAUUGUUUAGUUUCUUAGAUACUCGUAACAUUAUUUUGGGAAAGUCGCAUUAUUUGUUGUAUACACUUGUAGUUGCUAUGUAUCCUAGAUGGUUAGUAACUUUAGAUGAAGAUCUUGAGCCAUUACCUGUGUCAGUAAGAGUUGGACAAGCUGUCGAUGUUAUUGGUAAAGCAGGAACACCAAAAACAAUAGCUGGUGUACACACCCAUACAACUCCUGUAUUAUUAGCAGUUGGUGAACGGGCUGAACUUGCUACCGAUGAAUACAAACCUCUAACUCCAGUUAUGGAAGGCUUUGUUAUACUACGUAAAAAAACUGCAGAAGAUGAAUAAUAAUUUCCUUCAUUAUUUGCACAUGCAUCUAUAUAUUACAAAAAACAUUUUUUUUAAACAAUGCGUGUUUACAAAUUUAUUAUUUUAUUGUAAAUAAACAUUAAUAUUAAUAACAGAAUAUUUAUUAAAAUUAACAUGAAACUCAUGUUAAAAUAUAAUAUUUGAGUUUAUUUUUAGUA
Daktulosphaira vitifoliae (grape phylloxera) is the source of this 3029-nucleotide messenger RNA. RefSeq names its product 26S proteasome non-ATPase regulatory subunit 2 (gene Rpn1). Bases 160 to 2850 code for a protein of 896 amino acids. NCBI's taxonomy places the organism in Eukaryota, Metazoa, Arthropoda, Insecta, Hemiptera, Phylloxeridae. The transcript has 16 exons. Gene Ontology annotation, cellular component: proteasome storage granule; proteasome complex; proteasome regulatory particle, base subcomplex. Gene Ontology annotation, molecular function: enzyme regulator activity. The record is from RefSeq and is a predicted model, not a curated record. Gene Ontology annotation, biological process: regulation of protein catabolic process; proteasome-mediated ubiquitin-dependent protein catabolic process.